AUGGCAGAGAUGCAUUUUGAUGCACUGAUCAGCCUGCCGCCACCUGCUAAAUAUGGAGGCAGACACACUGUGACUUUGAUCCCUGGUGAUGGUAUUGGGCCUGAACUUCUGAACCACGUCAGAGAACUUUUCAGAUUCUGCUGUGUCCCAGUGAAUUUUGAGAUUGUCAAGGUAGCUUCAGCUACUACUACAGAGGAUGAUAUCAAGUAUGCUAUUACUGCAAUCAAACGGAAUGGAGUAGCACUUAAGGGUGGGCAUGGGCAUAUAGUAACAGAGACCAAUCACAACCUUCCUCCAUCUUAUAAAUCCACGAACCAUGUGCUUCGAACAUCUUUGGACCUGUAUGCUAAUGUGAUGCAUUGUCAGUCUCUUCCUGGAGUCCCGACCCACCACAAAGACAUUGACAUCAUCAUCAUUAGGGAGAAUACUGAAGGAGAAUACAGCAGCUUGGAGCAUGAGAAUGUUCCAGGGGUGGUGGAGUGUCUAAAUAUAAUAACUCGUGUGAAUUCAUUGCGGAUUGCUGAAUACGCCUUUAACUUAGCCAGGGAGGAAGGGCGCCGCAAGGUCACUGCUGUGCACAAAGCUAACAUCAUGAAGCUUGGUGAUGGUCUUUUCCUACAAUGCUGUAAGGAGGUGGCAGCUGGAUAUCCUGAUAUCACAUUUGAAAAUAUGAUUGUGGAUAAUACCUCUAUGCAGCUGGUCUCUAAGCCCCAGCAGUUUGAUGUUAUGGUGAUGCCUAAUCUCUAUGGAAACAUAGUGAGCAAUGUGUGUGCUGGACUUGUUGAAGGUCCAGGUUUGGUACCUGGAGUAAACUACGGCAAGGACUAUUCUGUUUUUGAGACCGCCACAAGGAACACUGGAAAAAGCAUCGCAAACAAAAAUAUUGCAAACCCCACCGCUACACUGCUGGCCAGCUGCCUGAUGCUUGAUCACUUAAAACUUCAUGCAUAUGCCAGUAUGAUUCGAAAUGCAGUUCUGAAAACUUUGUCUGAAACUCAGUUGCACACAGCUGACUUGGGAGGUCAGGGCACGACCUCUGAGGUGGUCCAGUCCAUUAUGCAGGAGAUCCAAAGAGGGGGUCCCCGCAUAUCAAAACGGAUCUGAACUUCAUGCCAACAUGUUUUUUUUUUAUCCUCUCACAGAUCUGACUAAUGGACACCAGAGAACCAUCUAAAUACGUAACACAGAUUAAUGCCUUGGUAAAACAGAAGAAUCAUUUGAAUUUUUUUUAAGUGAAGUUGAACACAUUUUCUAUAACCUUUUUAGGGUGAAUUCUUCAAUCAAAAGCAUGCCUUUUGAAACUGUUGGUUGAAGGGUGUGUGCGCAAAAGCAUCUUUGACUGUCAAAUGAGGAAGUUGAAAUUUGUUUUUCACAUGCAGUCUAUUUGUUUUGAUAGCAAUAAUGCUGAAAUGUUGGUGAAGAAUUUCACUAAAUUACUUUAGUAUAAAUUUUGUUUACUAGAAUACAUUAUAUGCAAUAAAUCUUAUUAGGUCAGCUUGACUAAAGACUGCACCUAGCUCACUGUAACAUGGAGAACAAGAUUAUGCAUGACAUGCUAAUAUUGAUCCCAAAAUGUUUAUAUCAUAAUGAAGAGUGACAUUGGUUUCUCUGACAUUCAGUUUCAUCUUAAUUUAUUGAUGAUCUUUUUUUGUCCAACUGUAAACUGAC
Xyrauchen texanus (razorback sucker) is the source of this 1668-nucleotide messenger RNA. Its product is annotated as isocitrate dehydrogenase [NAD] subunit gamma, mitochondrial-like. The coding region runs from base 1 to 1104 and encodes 367 amino acids. Lineage: Eukaryota; Metazoa; Chordata; Actinopteri; Cypriniformes; Catostomidae. The record is from RefSeq and is a predicted model, not a curated record. Gene Ontology annotation, biological process: isocitrate metabolic process; tricarboxylic acid cycle. The transcript has 11 exons. Gene Ontology annotation, molecular function: magnesium ion binding; NAD binding; oxidoreductase activity, acting on the CH-OH group of donors, NAD or NADP as acceptor. Gene Ontology annotation, cellular component: mitochondrion.